CUUGGUGCUUUCGAGCGCAGCGUGCGGAGUGAUGCCCAGCCGGGCCAAGAGGCACCUUGAGCAGGUUCAUGGCCAUGCUGGCCCGCAGGUGGCCCUCGAGACACAAUCAGAGGGCCAGGCAGAGGGAAAUGCCCAGCGCUGCCCGCCGAGGACCGCCUCCAAGGCCGCUGAAGCCGUCUGCGUGCUGCGUGCUGCUGCUCUUCAGCCAUCAGAGGCCCCGCUCGACCUGCGCCCUCGUUCACUUUGCCGAUCGAUACGGCGCCAGCAUCGACUCGCGUGAUUAUCUGACUGGUCUUUCGCAUCGAGCUCCGUCAAAGCACCGUGAUCCUGCGACUCACCGCCAGCAUCUGACACCCCAUCGAUCUGCAGCCGACACGCAUUUGUCGUUAACGCUUUGGCUGACAGCAGCAAGCAGAACUCCCCAUCCACGUCGCUCCAUCGUAUCCUUUCGCUGCAAUGCUGGCCCCUCGACUCAAUGUCGAUGGACCCAGUCCGAACCGCACAAACCUAAGCUUGGGCUCCCAGAAAGAAAUUGCCUCUGGCCACCACAAGGCUAGUCACCGAUCCAGUAGCAAGCUCUCGGCGCAAGCCCAGACCAUCGACUUUCCCAAGCUGACGCUGUACGAAUGGCUGGUCUUCAAGCUCGACAUUCUCAUCCCCGAGGAGAGGCCAAACUCGAUGAUGGUACCACACGAUUGUCACCUCCAAAAGGUCAAGUACAGCCGCAAGAAAUGGCGCUGGCGAAUUGUCCGCAACUCGGACGCCAGCCUGCCCGAGUACCUGACCGACCACCGCGAUGACAGCGAAUACGACGUCAUUUCCCCUGAGACGGGCUCGUUCCUGCCCGUCGUCGACAUCCAGGGCAAGUUUAUCAAGAAAUGGGACGCGCUUGGACUGCUGCUGCUCUUGUUCACAGCAUCGGUGACGCCGUUCGAAACAGCCUUCCUCUCCCAGCAGCCCGGACAGCCCUUCCAGUUCGAUAUUCUCUUCCUCGUCGACAGCAUCGUCGACUUUAUCUUCUUUUGUGACAUUUUGAUUCAGAUGCGCACCCCGUAUCGCCACAAGCAGACCGGCAAGAUCAUCCGGUCCGAGUUUGGCAUGUUCUGGAACUACUUUACCGGAUGGUUCUCCAUCGACUUGGUCUCCACACUUCCGUGGGAGCUGCUUUCGCUUGUGAACCAGAGCGGCGGCAAUCUGCCCGUCAGCCAGCUCCGAUUGCUGCGAUUCUUGCGUCUGACGAGGCUACUCAAGCUGCUCCGUGUCAUGCGCGCGAACCGAAAGCUCAGCCAGUGGAAAGCGCAGAUCAAUCUUCGAUAUGUAACCAUUCAGAUCCUGCAGUGGUGCAUCAUCAUGACCUUUAUCAUGCAUUGGAUCGCCUGUGGAUAUCGCCUCGCUGCGGAGCGGAACGACACCUCGGCGACCAGCACCGAUCCCUUGGGGUGGCACGAACUCUAUGCCGCCUCCCAGAACACCACCGUCGACGCCAUCUCCAUCUGGCUGCUCUACAUCAUGGCGCUCUCGUGGUCGGCCGGGACGGUCAGCCUGGUCGGAAACAGCGUCCCGGUGAUGCAGCCCACCAACGACCGCGAGUGGGGAUACAGCGUCUUUGCCUUCUUCAUCUCGUAUCUCCUCGCGGUGUGGUCGAUUGCCACAAUCUCGGAUGUGCUGUCGCUCAGCAACCGAAGCCAGAGGACCCACGAUCUCCAUGUGGACCAGUAUCUCGAGAUGUUUGACCGACUCAAGCUCGAGCCGCGGCUCAAGAUCAAGGUGUACGAGUACCUCUCGGACCACUAUGCCAGCAAGCACAGCACCCGAUACACCGAGCUCCUGCAGGACCUGCCGCCUCAGCUGCACGGGUUCAUCACGAUGGAGGUGUUUGUGUCGUUCAUUGCCGACAUUCCGUUCCUGGAGCCGUUCAUUGACCGAGAGCCUGCACUGGCGCAGGACCUGUGCAGGUCGAUCGAGAUCCGGUCGGUGUCGGCCAACAGCCACCUGUUCACGGAGGGCUACGAGGGCAUCUACCUGCUGAAGAGCGGGAUAGUGGCGAUCGAGGGACGGGUGUAUCCGAGUGGAUCCAUCUUUGGCCGUACCUGUCUCCGAGAAAAGAUAAAGUCCAACGAGUGUCGGGCCCUCACCAACAUCACCGUCCAUCUCCUCAAGCGCGACGUCCUGGUCUCGGUGCUGGACAAGUGGCCCAAGAUCAAGUACUAUGCCAAGCGGUGGACGGCCUGGCAGGUGCUUCGGCGGUACAUCUACACAUACACCCGGCUCUACUACAUGGCGGCACGGCGUGGGGCACGGAUGCAGCCGCCGCUGGUCUCGCAGCGGCCCAACAUGCGCGAGGGCGAGCUGGACGACAUCGACAUUGCUGUUCUCGAGCACAUCGAGGAGUUUGGCUUCUGAGGGUCAUCA
Messenger RNA from Polychytrium aggregatum, 2412 nucleotides. RefSeq lists its product as uncharacterized. The record is from RefSeq and is a predicted model, not a curated record. Gene Ontology annotation, molecular function: voltage-gated potassium channel activity. Gene Ontology annotation, biological process: potassium ion transmembrane transport; regulation of membrane potential. Gene Ontology annotation, cellular component: membrane. Bases 457 to 2403 code for a protein of 648 amino acids. The transcript has 4 exons. NCBI's taxonomy places the organism in Eukaryota, Fungi, Chytridiomycota, Chytridiomycetes, Polychytriales.